AUGGAGACAGAGUCUGCCGCUGAUCCACCUAGACAGAUAUCUAUGUCGCUUGAAACAGCUAUCCUUAGCCGCCAUUCGACGAGACUCUUUCUUCCCAAACCAGUUCCCAUGGAUGCUAUCGAAAUGGCCAUUCGACUAGCCAACCACGCGCCGUCCGACUCCAAUAUACAGCCUUGGAAACUGUAUAUCCUUACAGGGGCUUCGCUGAAGAAUCUCAGCGAUGCUUUGACGGCCGCCGCUACAGAACACAAGUUACCAAAAAUCCCUGUUCUGCCUGAAAAAUACACCCCGCGCCGUAUGGAAUUCGGUGGUCUUCUCUACGGCCAAGGCUGGGGUGUUGCAAGAGACGAUCAACCGAAUCGACUGAAUGCUGCCCUUCGAAAUUAUAGUUUUUUCGGAGCACCCGUCGGGCUACUUAUUUGCAUGGACAGCGAGCUUGAGGGUGAAGAGGCUUUAAGCGUUGGCUUAUUUCUCCAGAACCUGCUGCUGGCCUUUACAUCGAUGGGUUUAGGGAGCUGUGCACAGAUCAGUAUUGCUCAGUACGAAGAUGUGGUAAAACGCGAAGUAAAGAUUGGCGAUCAGUUGAAAGUUCUGUGUGGUGUUGCUGUAGGGUACGAGGACACCGAAGCAAACGAUAAUAAAAUUCGGACACCAAGAGACUCGGUAGCAGAAAAGGUAGUGUUUCUAGACUAA
[Torrubiella] hemipterigena is the source of this 693-nucleotide messenger RNA. The record is from the annotation of a GenBank genome assembly. Lineage: Eukaryota; Fungi; Ascomycota; Sordariomycetes; Hypocreales; Clavicipitaceae.